Homalodisca vitripennis (glassy-winged sharpshooter) is the source of this 1196-nucleotide messenger RNA. RefSeq names its product esterase FE4-like. Lineage: Eukaryota; Metazoa; Arthropoda; Insecta; Hemiptera; Cicadellidae. The record is from RefSeq and is a predicted model, not a curated record. Gene Ontology annotation, molecular function: hydrolase activity.
AUAAUGGGUAUUUCUAUCCAAAUUUUACUCAUCUUCUUCUGUUUUUACUUUUACAGUGUAAGAGACACGUCAAAGUGAGAUUUGAAAAUUAACGGUUUGAAAUAUCUGUAGUGGUUAUCCACAUAAUUUCCUUAUUAAAAGUGUUGUUGAUAAGUUUUAGCUCAUGUUCACUUAGUAUCAGUAACAAGACUUUUCAGGUAAAAUGGAAGAUUAUAUUGAAAUAACUACAAAUCAAGGAAGACUGAGAGGCUUGAUCUUGGAAUCAGAAGGGAUUUCCAAAACAACUUAUUAUUCUUUUCAAGGAAUUCCUUAUGCAAAACCUCCAAUUGGUGAUUUAAGAUUUAAGGAUCCUCAGCCUUUUGGUAAAUGGAAUGGAGUUCAUGAUGCCACAAUGGAAGGAAAUGAUUCACUUCAUAAACAUAUUGUUUUUAAGAAUCUCCUAGGUGAUGAAGAUUGCCUGUAUCUCAAUGUAUACACAACAGAGCCAGGAGAGGAAGGAGGCAACAAGGCUGUUAUGGUGUGGAUCCAUGGAGGAGGCUUUUCUGGAGGCUCUGGCUCCACUGAAAUCUAUGGUCCUGACUUCUUGAUUGAGGAAGAUAUAGUCCUAGUCACAAUCAACUAUCGUUGUGGGGCUUUAGGAUUUCUGUCACUUGAGAACAGCAAAUUGCCAGGAAACGUAGGUCUCAAGGACCAGAUUCUGGCAUUGCAGUGGGUACAAGACAAUAUCACUAAUUUUGGUGGAGACCCUAACAAUGUGACAAUAUUUGGAGAGAGUGCAGGCGCAGCUUCUGUACACUAUCAUCUGCUGUCUCCACUGUCUAGAGGAUUGUUUCACAAAGCCAUUAUGCAGAGUGGAACUUCACUUGCUCAAUGGGCUUUACAGGACAAACCCAGAGAAAAAGCCUUCCUCCUAGCCAGAGAGCUGGGCUGUAAGUCUCAGGAUCCUGACACUGUCCUGGAGUUCCUCAGGUGUGUUCCUGCUAUGGAUCUCCUGCAGGCUCAGGAAAGCGAUGCACUUAGAACAGAAAAAGAGAAGGUUCAGAAGUUCUCACUCAUAUUUCUGCCUUGUGUUGAUAAAGCCGGAGAUAGUCCAUUCCUGCCUGACUAUCCUCGAAAAAUGAUGGAGAGGGGAGAAUUCACCAGAGUGCCUUUAAUCAUUGGUGCUAAUGACAAGGAAGGGUUGCUGGCUCUGGCCU